Molecule: messenger RNA, 749 nt
Organism: Effrenium voratum
Lineage: Eukaryota; Dinophyceae; Suessiales; Symbiodiniaceae
Source: the annotation of a GenBank genome assembly
GUGUGAGUGCUGAAAAGGAUGCCAAGGCAAAGCAGGAGCUGCCAUCGAGUCACACCGCCCGAGUUGUACAUAGUCCGCCUAAAGCCAGCCAUGGCCACAGCAAGCGGCAGCGGUUGAAUGCUGGAGCCCAGGCCUUGGUUCGGGCGGAGAGAGAAGACGAUGGCCCUCCGCCGCCGCAGCAGGUUGCAGAAGCAUAUCGAGUGCUGGACCUGCCGCUGCGGGCCUCGCGGGCGGAGGUGCACCGGAAGAGCCGCGCCUUAGCGAGGAAGUGGCACCCGGACAAGGCGCUGCCUGACCAAAGAGUACGCGCCACACGGGUCUUCCGGCAACUGCAGGAUGCUAAGGGGGUGAUCCUUUCAUGGCUGCAGCAGCGGCAAGUGCCGCAGAUGGACGAGUCAGAUGAGUCACUGUGUUUCGAUAGCGAUGACUUUGACGAGGACAAUAGGCCCUCUGACAUUGUCUUCGGUGAGGCUGGUGAUGUCAUGGCCGAGUUCGAGGAGGAUUGCUCCCAAAGCGAGGAGGAGCGAGAGGAGCAGAAGGCAGCUUGCGUCUACCGGGCCAGGGGAGAUUCGCCGGAGACAACCACCAGCGACGAGGAGAGCGCCGACGCGAAGGCUGAGGCGGCGCUCGCUCUUCGGAGCCGCGGCAUCAUCCGCACGCAGGAUUCGGCGCUGGUGCAGGCGACCGCGCCGGGUGGGCCCAGUGCAGACCACACAUUUUCCCGCCGGGAUCAUGGAAUCACUGCCUAG